Molecule: messenger RNA, 465 nt
Organism: Leptosomus discolor (cuckoo roller)
Lineage: Eukaryota; Metazoa; Chordata; Aves; Leptosomiformes; Leptosomidae
Source: RefSeq, a predicted model, not a curated record
AGCGUGAUGGGCCGUGUCUCCUUUUUUGGCGGGGGGUACUGUAUCUCCAAGUUUGGCGUGGAGGCCUUCUCCGACAGUCUCCGGCUUGAGAUGCGCAACUUUGGGGUGAAGGUCUGCAUGAUCGAGCCAGGCUACUUCAAGACAGCGAUCACCAACCAUGAGAACCUGGAGAAACAUUUUCUUUCCACCUGGGAGAAGCUCCCAGAGGAAACGAAAGCGAGUUACGGGGAGAAUUACUUUAAGGAGUUUCUGGUCACGCUCAGGAAGAUGCAGAAGAGAUGCAACCUCAACCUGGCGCUGGUCACGGACUGCAUGGAGCACGCGCUGACCAGCUGCUCCCCCCGCACCCGCUACUCAGCGGGCUGGGACGCCAAGCUGCUCUACAUCCCCCUCAGCUAUCUGCCCUCCGCCCUCACGGACGCCGUGUUCUCCUGGUCCUACCCGCAACCUGCCGGGGCAGCCUGA